This is a messenger RNA of Aspergillus welwitschiae, 1126 nucleotides long. Its product is annotated as mitochondrial 37S ribosomal protein bS21m. Gene Ontology annotation, cellular component: mitochondrial small ribosomal subunit; ribosome. The record is from RefSeq and is a predicted model, not a curated record. Lineage: Eukaryota; Fungi; Ascomycota; Eurotiomycetes; Eurotiales; Aspergillaceae. Gene Ontology annotation, biological process: mitochondrial translational initiation; translation. Bases 113 to 769 code for a protein of 218 amino acids. Gene Ontology annotation, molecular function: structural constituent of ribosome. The transcript has a single exon.
CCUGUCCGCCUCGACCACAGCUUCCAGCCAGGACAGGACGGUGAUACCCUGGGGAAUACACAUCUACAGCUACCAAUUGAUUAGGAUUCAAAGAAUCCUACCCACCAUCACUAUGGACAUGCGCGCCCUAUCCCGCAGCCUCCUCCGGUCGAGGCCAACAACAUCGAUCCUCUACAAGAACCAGCUCCCAGCAGCACGAAUUGGCCUGCGCUUCUCCUCGGAAUCUUCCUCCCCAUCCAACAAGAACAACAACACCACACAAUCCCCUGCCCGCCAAACACAACAACCCUCCUCUACCUCCACACCAACCCAAAAACCCACCGACUUCGACCAAAUCCUCAACAAGCUCAACUUCAACAACACCAACACCACCGCCACUCCCACCCCCGCUGCUGCCUCCGGCACCACCACUACCCGCGCCUUCAACGACAGCCUCUCCCUCUCCCGCGCGGUAGGCCUCUCCGCCGAGACCGACAGCCUGCGGACCGCUACAUCCCUGCGCAAGAUCGAUCUGAAGCUUGGUCCGACGCUGGGAAGACAGGUGACGGUUGAGCCGGAACGGGGGAUGGAUUUGCCUGCGGCGUUGAGGUCCCUGGGCACGGUUAUCUCGCAGAAUAAGAUGAGGCAGUCGUUGGCGAAGCAGAAGUUUCAUGUUAGGAAGGGUAUGGUUAGGAAGCAGUUGCGCAUGAAGCGGUGGAGGAACUUGUUCAAGUAUUCGUUUGGGGCGACGGUUAAGAGGAUUCAGAAGAUUAGAGGGCAGGGGUGGUAGAUUAUUGUUAUCCCCGGAGGGGUUUGUAUAGAAGGGAUGGGGUGGGAUAAAAGGGUCAUAUUAUUGUGUAUUAUACUAUGUGUUUUGCUGCAUGUCUUUGUGUUUUGAUUGGUUUUAUAUGUGUCUUGAAUCUACAUGAAUGGUAGUAUAUCUGCAUCUUGCGUCUGCAUCUGGCUUUUGUUUGUAUCUCCGUCUACCCAGGCAAAGUCGUCAGCAUCAAUCAUACAUCUAUAUAUACACUCAUCAAUCCCUCUUCCCACUCAUAUACCCUCCAUACCCAUACCCUCCUACACUACUACCACCACCAGUUCCUCCCACAGCAGCAGGCGAAUACCCUCCAUACCCAUUCAUCCUCAC